UAAUUAAUGUAUAAUGGGAGAAUUAUACAUUAGAAGACUGAAAGUUCCAAAUUGGAACAAAAAUAUUUUGGGAGAACUUGGCCAUUCCUCUGUCACAGUGCAUCAUACUAUAUUCAUAUGUUUCUAUGGUAUAACGCUAUAACCAGUAUAACAACUGUCGUAUGCGCUAUGGCGUUCUGACGGCAGAUGGCGCGACGGCCCGUCACCACUCACCGUUGAUCGGAAUACUCUGAUUAUGAAAAUUCAAAAUACGAUUGCCGAUUGUCGCCAACGGGCAACGGUCUACGACUCUGAAACUUCAAAGUUAAAACUAAACGACAUCGAUUUCGCGCACGAUUUAAGCCUUAAGGUAUCGUGAUUUUGCGUUACUCUGACCACUUGUAUUAAAAUUGUCAUUCGCCGACUCGCCGUGAAACGACACUUUGGUCUAAAAUGCCACGUACCAAGAGAAGAACCGUCAAGCGUUCGUCUGCUGACAUGAACAUGACGUCUGUGAAUGCAACGAUGGCCAACCAAUCCAAAAAUAUGAAAGAAAUUUUAAACGAAUUUGAUUGUGAAAAACAAAAUAUUGAAGAUUAUUUUUCUGAAAUAUUUGAUAACCAAAGAAAUUUAAUCGAAAAUUCAUUUUUAAUGACAAAAAUGAAUUUGGGCGACUCAUUACAUUGUAAUCUUUAUGACAUUAUUUGUAAACAGUAUCCAACUAAAUCCAACAGUGGAACUAAAAAAAACCUGGAACGACCUUCAAGGCCAGUUACUAAAGCUACAGUAAAUAAGACAACCAGACAAAAGAGUACGUCUAGUUCAACAUCCAAGACCAAUGGUUCUGCCACUGUAACAAAACAUCGUAGUGCAACACGCCAUGUUGAUGAUAAGCCACCAUUAACAGAAACAAUGGAAUCUAGAUUUAAAACUCCAAUUAAUCGACUACCUGUACUUUCUUCAGCAACAGUUACACCAAAAGUAAAUAUGCAUGAACCAAUAUCGAUGAUGCGGCGUCCAAAUCAAGGAGAGGUUGCACUUUCAAUGACUGGAAGUCCGCUUAUGGUUUCAUCUGUUUCUAGGGAUGAUAUGGCCACAGUCAGUGUACCAUUAGCCAAUGGAAAUAUUCUUUCAAUAUUACCUAGAGCUGGUGCUACUAUGGACAUAUCAUUUGAUGAACAGACUAAAAGUGAAUUACUUCUUCUCAAGGGUAACAUUGAAGGGCUGUUGAAAAUGAAUAGAGGUUUGUGAGUACACAAUAAGAAUAUAUUUUUUACUGAUCUGGAAAAAUCACAGAAGAUGUUAACUAUACAAUGUAAUGACUACAAUAAUUUAAUAUUUUAAUAUUAAUUAGUAUAUUUUUCAAUAUUAAUAUAUGUUUUAGUUAUUAAUAAAUGAAUUUGCUCUACCCAAACCAAAAAAAAAAAUAACAUUUACUAACAAUAUUCCAGACUGAAAAAAAAAAUGUAUUAUAAAUGGAUUAAUUAUUUAAAUGCUAUUUAACAUGAAAAACAAAUUCCCCUCGAUACAUUUGAGGCACCACAAUUGUAUAUUAUAAUGAUAUUACUAACACACUAAUAAUUUCUGUACUGUUUAUUUUUAAUGUUAAAUCUUAUUCUUGUGUUUAAUUUUUUUUUUUUUUUACCGAAUGUAUAUUUAAUUAUAUACACCAGCAAAUUUAUAUAAAAACAGUGUUUUCUAGUUUGAGUUAGCUCACUAUUGUAAUUUUAGGUAAGAAUUGUAUUAAUUGAAAAAUGUAGUUUAAAAAGGACUUAAUAAAUUUCUUAUGUAAAAUGAAACUAUAUUAUAAUAAAAUAUAUAGAAACAUG
Metopolophium dirhodum (rose-grain aphid) is the source of this 1808-nucleotide messenger RNA. RefSeq names its product borealin-like. The record is from RefSeq and is a predicted model, not a curated record. The transcript has 7 exons. NCBI's taxonomy places the organism in Eukaryota, Metazoa, Arthropoda, Insecta, Hemiptera, Aphididae. The coding region runs from base 433 to 1230 and encodes 265 amino acids.